Molecule: messenger RNA, 3192 nt
Organism: Zonotrichia leucophrys gambelii
Lineage: Eukaryota; Metazoa; Chordata; Aves; Passeriformes; Passerellidae
Gene: RBBP5
Product: RB binding protein 5, histone lysine methyltransferase complex subunit
Exons: 14
Coding region: 58-1677 (539 amino acids)
Cellular component (GO): Set1C/COMPASS complex
Molecular function (GO): protein binding
Source: RefSeq, a predicted model, not a curated record
CCCGCGGGGUCCUUCGGCGACGGGAGCGGAGGGAGCGGGAGCGGCGGCGGCGGCGCGAUGAACCUGGAGCUGCUCGAGUCCUUCGGCCAGAACUACCCCGAGGAGGCGGACGGGACCCUGGACUGUAUCAGCAUGGCUCUGACGUGCACCUUCAACCGCUGGGGGACGCUGCUGGCCGUGGGCUGCAACGACGGGCGCAUCGUCAUCUGGGACUUCCUGACGCGCGGCAUCGCCAAGAUCAUCAGCGCCCACAUCCACCCGGUGUGCUCCCUCUGCUGGAGCCGCGAUGGGCACAAGCUGGUCAGCGCCUCCACCGACAACAUCGUGUCCCAGUGGGAUGUGCUGUCCGGGGACUGUGACCAGAGGUUCCGCUUCCCCUCGCCCAUCCUCAAGGUCCAGUACCACCCCCGGGACCAGAACAGGGUGCUGGUGUGCCCCAUGAAGUCGGCGCCGGUGAUGCUGACGCUGUCGGACUCCAAGCACGUGGUGCUGCCCGUGGACGACGACUCCGACCUCAACGUGGUGGCGUCGUUCGACCGCCGCGGGGAAUACAUCUACACUGGCAAUGCCAAGGGCAAGAUCUUGGUCUUAAAAACAGACACUCAGGAUCUUGUUGCUUCCUUCAGAGUGACCACAGGGACCAGCAACACCACGGCCAUUAAAUCCAUCGAGUUCGCCCGCAAAGGGAGCUGUUUCCUGAUCAACACGGCCGACCGCAUCAUCCGCGUGUACGACGGGCGGGAGAUCCUGACCUGCGGCCGCGACGGCGAACCCGAGCCCAUGCAGAAACUGCAGGACCUGGUCAACAGGACCCCCUGGAAGAAGUGCUGCUUCUCAGGGGACGGCGAGUACAUCGUGGCGGGCUCGGCGCGGCAGCACGCGCUCUACAUCUGGGAGAAGAGCAUCGGCAACCUGGUGAAGAUCCUGCACGGAACCCGCGGGGAGCUGCUCCUGGACGUGGCAUGGCACCCGGUGCGGCCGAUCAUCGCCUCCAUCUCCAGCGGGGUGGUUUCCAUCUGGGCUCAGAACCAAGUGGAAAACUGGAGUGCUUUCGCCCCUGAUUUCAAGGAGUUGGAUGAAAAUGUGGAAUAUGAGGAGAGGGAAUCAGAAUUUGAUAUUGAGGAUGAGGAUAAGAGCGAGCCAGAGCAGACAGGUGCAGAUGCUGCAGAGGAUGAGGAGGUGGAUGUGACCAGCGUGGAUCCCAUCGCCGCCUUCUGCAGCAGUGACGAGGAGCUGGAGGACGCGCGGGCGCUGCUGUACCUGCCCAUCGCCCCCGAGGUGGAGGAUCCUGAGGAGAACCCCUAUGGGCCCCCGCCCGAGGCCCUGCCCGGGGCGCUGCCCGACGACGCCCUGGGCCCCGACAAGAAGCGGCCCGGCUCCUCGGACGGGCCCCAGAACCCCAAGAAAAAACCCAAAACCACCAACAUCGAGCUGCAGGGAGUCCCCAAUGACGAGGUGCACCCGCUGCUGGGCGUGAAGGGCGACGGUAAAUCCAAGAAGAAGCAGGCGGGCAGGCCCAAAGGAUCAAAAGGUAAAGACAAAGAUUCUCCAUUUAAACCGAAACUCUACAAAGGGGACAGAGGGGCUUUGCCUCUGGAAGGAGCGGCCAAGGGCAAAGUGCAGGCGGAGCUGGGCCAGCCCCUGACAGCAGGCGGCGCCAUCUCCGAGCUCCUAUGAAGAAUUUCCCCUCCCUCCCUUCUCCUUUCCUCCCUCGGUGGAAAAUUCUGGAAUUCCCAGGCAGGACUGGCACAGACUGAAUUCCAAGGAUUUCAGGGAGUGAUUUGGGGGCAGGAAUGACUCUGCAAGAGGGAGCAGCUCCAGCUGGGAAUUUUUGAGGACAAAUCCCCGUCCCAAAAGUGACCUGAGCCCCUUUCCCUGCCCACUCCAGAGCCUCUCUCCACCUUUUAUCUCCCAAAAUCUCUCAGCAUUCCUGGAUGGAAGAACAGCCCGAAGUGUGAGUUUGGAUUCCUGACUGACUCCUGCCUCCUUUUCCAGCUGGGAAUUCCCAACUCUCCGAGCCUGGCUUUUCCCAGGGCAGAGCUGCUGAUCAGGAAUUUCCAAUUGAAAUUUGGAAAUUUCCAAUGGAAAUUGAAAUUUCCAAUUCCUGAGGCCCCUCUGGAAUCUGCUUUGGUUUUGUGUUUGUUUUUCCAGUGGCAGAAGGAGCAACUUUAGAUAAAAAAAAGUCAUUUUCCAAUUUAUUAUUUUUUUUUUUUUCAGCCUGUGAUUCCCAAAGCUCUUCCUGUCCUUUCCAAUGGUUUUGUUCUUUCUCUUCCCUGGGAAUUCCUCCUCCAGGAAUAUCCAGGCUCCUCCUUGAUAAAACAAAAACCAAUUUUUUUGUCAGAACUGAAGCAGAACUUUCCCAAAGGUUUCCAUUUUUCCCACUUCUGGGUUAAAAUAGAAUCUGGGAGAUCAUUCCCAAUUUUUUAUUCCUUCAGGAAUUCCUGUGGGAAUGGGAAUGGCAUUUCCCUGUCCAGCACUCACAGCCUGGCUCUUAUCCCACACCAACAUCCUGAUCAAAGGAAAUUUCAUUCCUAAAUCCCAUUUUUUUCCCUCCAGACUUUGGAGUUUCGUUGCUCUCAGUGUUCCCCCAGGUGGAAUUAUUGGGAUUAUCAGGAGCUGUUUAAUUAAAUUAAUUAAAUUAAUUAAAUUUAAUUAAAUUUAAUUUCCUGCAGACACAAAAAGCAGGAAGGAAAACGACAAAUUUGCAGCCAGAGCCGUGCAGGUGUAAAAAUGAGGAAGAGAGAAAAACAUUUGGAAAUUAGAGGUUUUGAAAUUUUUCAAAACUUGAUGUUUUUCAUUCCCAGCUUUGGGGACAUUUGGGGAAAUUUUAUGACCACGGGUGUAAAAUUCCUUUUGAUUUUUGGUUCUUUUUGCUUGUGGGGUGACUCUGCUGUGCCAAACCCAGCAAAUUAAAAAUGCCCAGGCCAAGGUUGUGCAGGUUGGGUUAAAGCAUUGAAUGCCCCAAACUCAGCUUCCCCUCUGUACAGUGUAAAUGCCUUUGUUUAUUCCCUUCUUUUAUUUCCUGCUUUAUUUCCUGCUCUGUUCUCAUCUUUAUUUUAUUUCCAUCCUUCUUUUAUUUCCUGCUUUAUUCCCAUCCUUAUUUUAUUUCCCAGUUUGUUUCCAUCCUAAUUUUCUGUCCUGAUUAUUCCCAUCCUAAUUUUAUUUCCUGCUUUAUUCCCAUUUUUAUUUUAU